GUCAUCAUCCAGAUCUUCAUCUUGUUGGGUGGAAUAAUGUGAAAAUUGAUAUAUGGACGCAUUCUGUGAGUGGACUUACAGAAAAUGAUUUCAUACUAGCUGCCAAAGUUAAUGGGCUUGAUGUGCAGCACCUUCUCAGCGAGAAACUUAGCAGACCAGCGCAAACCGGCGCUUAAUCUUCCAAGUUUAGGGUUGUAUUUUGAUAUUAGUUUCUCUCAUACUUGAUGUCAUGGAUGUUUGAGUACCGUUUUCUUUUAUUAAAGAAUUGAAAUCUAGAGGACGUCUUUCCUAGGGGCAUUUUGUUCAUACUAAAGUUAUGCAUUUCAGGCAAAUCCCAUUUCUUUGACGA
This is a messenger RNA of Capsicum annuum, 349 nucleotides long. Its product is annotated as pterin-4-alpha-carbinolamine dehydratase 2, mitochondrial. Gene Ontology annotation, molecular function: 4-alpha-hydroxytetrahydrobiopterin dehydratase activity. Gene Ontology annotation, biological process: tetrahydrobiopterin biosynthetic process. The record is from RefSeq and is a predicted model, not a curated record. Gene Ontology annotation, cellular component: mitochondrion. NCBI's taxonomy places the organism in Eukaryota, Viridiplantae, Streptophyta, Magnoliopsida, Solanales, Solanaceae.